GUGCUCUGUGUCGCCUGACGCAUGCGCAGAGCGCCCCGCGGCCCGUCGGUGCGGCCAUGGCGCUGGUGUCGGCCGACUCGCGGAUCGCGGAGCUGCUGUCCGAGCUGCAGCGGCUGCUGGGGCACACGCAGGAGGAGCGGUCCCGCAGCGAGCACAACCUCAUCAACAUCCAGAAGACGCACGAGAGGAUGCAGACCGAGAAUAAGAUCUCGCCGUAUUACCGCACGAAGCUGCGCGGGCUGUACACCACCGCCAAGGCAGAUGCUGAGGCCGAGUGCAACAUCCUGCGCAAGGCGCUGGACAAGAUCGCUGAGAUCAAGUCUCUGCUGGAAGAGCGCCGCAUUGCUGCCAAGAUCGCAGGGAUCUACAGUGACGCGGAGCCGCCGCGCAAGACGAUGCGUCGUGGCGUGCUGAUGACACUGCUGCAGCAGUCAGCCAUGACGCUGCCGCUCUGGAUCGGCAAGCCAGGUGACAAGCCCCCCCCACUGUGCGGUGCCAUGCCGGCAGCUGGGGACUACGUGGCCAAGCCUGGGGACAAAGUGGCGGCACGUGUCAAGGCCGUGGACGGCGAUGAGCAGUGGAUCCUGGCGGAGGUGGUCAGCUACAGCCAUGCUGCCAACAAGUAUGAAGUGGACGACAUCGAUGAGGAGGGCAAAGAGAGACACACGCUCAGCCGGCGCCGUGUGAUCCCUCUGCCACAGUGGAAGGCCAACCCUGAGACCGACCCCGAAGCGCUGUUCCAGCGCGAGCAGCUGGUGCUGGCACUUUACCCACAGACCACCUGCUUCUACCGUGCCCUCAUCCAUGCACCCCCGCAGCGGCCGCAGGAUGACUACUCGGUGCUGUUUGAGGACACGUCAUAUGCUGAUGGCUACUCACCGCCACUGAACGUGGCGCAGCGCUACGUCGUCGCCUGCAAGGAGACCAAGAAGAAGUGAUUUGAGCAGCUUGGGGUACUUCGGGGAUUUGGGGCUGUUUGGGGUAUUUUUGGUGGUCUGGGGUGUCUGAGGGUUAUGCUGAGUUCUGGGUCAUGGGUUAUGGGUCAUGCUGUUUUUUAGGGUGAAUUUGGGGUGUUUUUGGUAUUUGCUCUCAUGGGUGAGGGGCAGUAGGGACCCCAUAGCGCCAUCAUGAGAGCUGUAAAAUCAACAUUCAGCCCCAAAACGUACCCCAUAGUGCCUUAUAGGACCCCAAACUUACCCCACUGCAUCCCACAGGGACCCCAAACUCACUCUAAUGGGACCCACAGAGAACCCUAGGGAUCCCAGAGACACCAGGCCCACUCCAUAGGGCCUCAGCGUGACCCACAGGCCCCCAGACCCAACAGUAGGGACCAGAGUGACACACAGCACCCCAGACCCAUUUUAUGUGACUCUGGAUCCCUUAAGGACCCCACACUGCCCUGCAGGACUUUAAACGCACACUGGAAGAUUGCAAAAUCUCUGUAAUUGACCCCAAAAUGCCACAUGGGGACCACGAAGAGCUUAAAGCGACUGAUCCUGUGGGCCCCAAAGCGCCCUUAACAACCCCAAAUCCACCAGAACAACCCCCAGCUGCCCUCAGGGCCCCAUUCGCUUGCAGAACCCAAAAGAAUGAUGCUGGAAGCAGUUCCGUUUGUUGCUUUAUUAGGAAUAAAUUAUGUUAAAAAGCA
Messenger RNA from Coturnix japonica (Japanese quail), 1648 nucleotides. RefSeq names its product SAGA complex associated factor 29 (gene SGF29). The record is from RefSeq and is a predicted model, not a curated record. Gene Ontology annotation, cellular component: SAGA complex. NCBI's taxonomy places the organism in Eukaryota, Metazoa, Chordata, Aves, Galliformes, Phasianidae.